AAACCCGCGUUUCCAGACGGUGACUUCACCAGCCAGAGCGAAUGGCCCGGCGAGCUCACCAUCAUCUCAGGGAGGUGGGCUUCAUCGCUGGCGAGGACCUCGCCGACGUUGGCGCCGGAGAGAAGGAGGGCUGGCUCUCUGAUUCUUCCCUGCUUGCCGCUCUCCACCCCCGCGCCCUCGCCCUUGCCCGUUCCGAUCUGGCUGUCAUCCUUGCCCUUGAUUCUCCUUCCGAUUACUCCGUCAGGAUCCGCCCAUCUCUCUCCCCUGAAGAUGGCCAAAUCUCUGCCCUCGAGUGGGUGACGCUCUCCGGCGACGAUGCCCUUGCCCUCGCCAUCGGCACCUCUGGUGGAUCCCUCCUCAUUUACUCCCACGACGCAGAUCUCAUCCACAAGCAGUUCAUUCACCCUGGGCGAGUGCUGAGGCUGAGGUUCCGUGAAAUCAAGGGGAAUUCUCAGCAGGAUGCGGUUUCAGGUGAACUUUGUGUUGUCAUGCCCGGUAUCAUUGCGAGAUUUGAUGGCUCGGAUAUCCAGAGCUUGCUGAGGAGAUGGUUUGAAGAUGAUGGUUCACGAGCCUGGGAAAACAAGCUCAAUAAGCAAGCAGAUCAUGAAGAUUCACAUGGGAGGAUUCCAUUUCAGUUGUGGAAUGUUGGUAAAUAUGGUUCUUGUGUCGAUGCAGCUAUCACAGGAUUGAUGGCUCCCCCUCUCUUGGAGUUUCAGUCAGGACAGCGUUACUACUGUGGGAUCACAAUUGGAGAUGAUGCUGUGAUAUCUGCAUAUAGGCUUUCAGUGGACAGGAGUAGGUCCUUAGUUGGAGCAAUUCUCUCAAAGGUUGUACCAGUAACAUUUUCAACAUUAGCAUCUGUUUCUAGAAUGAUAUGGCGGAGCGAGCAAACAUCCAUGAAAAAAUCCCGACCUUCCCCUCCGCCAUUUGCUAAAGCAUCAUCUUUGACAUGUUUGAAAGAUCCCCCAAGAAAGGGAGAAAGACUUACUCUUUCUCCAACUGGUACAUUGGCUGCUAUAACAGACUCUCUUGGCCGUGUACUGCUUUUAGACACUCAGGCACUUGUGGUUGUGCGGUUGUGGAAGGGUUACCGUGAUGCACACUGCCUUUUUGUGGAGAUGUUGAUUAACAAAGAUAAGCCUUCAUCAAGUUCCACACCUUAUGUGAUUACAAGGAGUGAUUAUUGCUUAUGCCUAGCCAUUCAUGCACCUCGCAAAGAAAUAAUUGAGAUUUGGCAGAUGAGAACCGGUCCGCGACUUCUCACUAUACAAUGCCCUAAAGGAAGCAGAAUUCUGCAGCCAUCGACGAGGUUUCCAUCAUCAGACUCAUCAUCCUACCAUCCUCUGGAAGUUUUUGUAUUGAAUGGAGAUUCUGGACAGUUAUUAGUUCUAAACAAAUCUAUUGGUUAACCAUUACUGUGCAUUCUUCAAUUGAAUUGGUUACCAUAGCUGCAUCUGCUUUAUUGUAUUAUUAAGCUUGUAAAAUUAUUUUAGCUUCCUUAGUUUUUGUUUUUGUUUUUUUUUGUUUUUUUUUUAAUGACCUUUGAUAGUAUAGGCAUACAGAGACUGAUGAAGGAGUGUUUUCAUGCAAUUUUAAAUUAUUCUUUUUAAUAAAAUUGAUUGGAUUGGUACAUUA
This is a messenger RNA of Dioscorea cayenensis subsp. rotundata (Guinea yam), 1635 nucleotides long. RefSeq names its product rab3 GTPase-activating protein non-catalytic subunit. Gene Ontology annotation, biological process: regulation of GTPase activity. NCBI's taxonomy places the organism in Eukaryota, Viridiplantae, Streptophyta, Magnoliopsida, Dioscoreales, Dioscoreaceae. The record is from RefSeq and is a predicted model, not a curated record. The coding region runs from base 42 to 1409 and encodes 455 amino acids. The transcript is spliced from 8 exons.